Molecule: messenger RNA, 363 nt
Organism: Ustilaginoidea virens
Lineage: Eukaryota; Fungi; Ascomycota; Sordariomycetes; Hypocreales; Clavicipitaceae
Exons: 2
Coding region: 1-363 (120 amino acids)
Source: RefSeq, a predicted model, not a curated record
AUGGGCAACCUCUGCGGCAAACAAGAGCCCGACUCCGCCCCCCCGGGCCGCGUCCUCGGCUCCGCGCCAACCCCCCAGCGAAACGCAUCCGUCCCCGUCCCCGUCACCAGCAGAGUCGGCGCCUCCCCGCGCACACUCGGCGGCGCGACCGACACCACAGGCGAGGCGGCCGAUGCGCGACGAAAAGCAGCCGAGGCAGCAGAGGCUCGAGCAAGGGCGUCUAGUAAGCCGGGGGGAAAGCUACAAGCGCAACUCACCGCGCAGAAGAGGCAAUCACGAGCAGAUGCCCUUAAGAAAGCUAGUGCUGAGGAGCAACGAGCCAGGGAGAUUGCGCAAACGCACGACUCGCAAACGUACAACUAG